This is a messenger RNA of Gastrolobium bilobum, 468 nucleotides long. RefSeq lists its product as uncharacterized. Gene Ontology annotation, biological process: telomere maintenance; DNA repair. The transcript is spliced from 4 exons. Bases 1 to 468 code for a protein of 155 amino acids. Gene Ontology annotation, molecular function: DNA helicase activity. Lineage: Eukaryota; Viridiplantae; Streptophyta; Magnoliopsida; Fabales; Fabaceae. The record is from RefSeq and is a predicted model, not a curated record.
AUGGAGAAGAUUCCUAUCUUCGCAGAUGCUUUUCUUACAGAUGAGUCUAUAAAAAACAUAACUCUUGCAGAAAUUAAUAAGAAUAGAUUGGUGAUGGAUGAAUUGUUGUAUGACAGUUUCUCUUUGAAAGAAGAGCAUGAGAGACUAAUGAAUUCCCUCACUGAUGAGCGGAGAGUUGUUUAUGACAAAAUAAUUUUAGCUGUUUCAAUAGGAAGUGACUUUCGGCAAAUAUUACCUGUCAUUCCACAUGGCAGUAGACAAGAGAUAGUUGAUGCAACAAUCAAUUCUUCGUAUCUAUGGUCCCAUUGUCAUUUGUUAUCUUUGACCAAGAAUAUGCGUAUGAAUUCUGGAAGUAGCACUAAUAAUUUGUUGGAAAUAAAAGAAUUUUCUGAGUGGCUACUUAAAAUAGGAGAUGGUGAUCUUGGAGAUGAUGUUGAUGGAGAAUCUAUUAUCACAAUUCCAGAUUAA